Rhinocladiella mackenziei CBS 650.93 is the source of this 1479-nucleotide messenger RNA. RefSeq lists its product as uncharacterized. NCBI's taxonomy places the organism in Eukaryota, Fungi, Ascomycota, Eurotiomycetes, Chaetothyriales, Herpotrichiellaceae. The transcript has a single exon. The record is from RefSeq and is a predicted model, not a curated record. The coding region runs from base 1 to 1479 and encodes 492 amino acids.
AUGCCAGUGUCGACAAGAGCAACGGUUCGUUCGAGAACCGAGAAUGGUCAGAACAGCCAGCAGAGUGGCGAAGCCGACGUGAGCCCUACUCGAGGGCUUACCGAAUUCGAAGAAGAUGGAACCCGUGACGAAGUUGACGUCCACCAACCGAUGGGACUUCGACAAAUGCAAGACCUAGUGGACAACCAACCACUAUCCACCGAACAGCUUCGAAUCCUUACUGACAGGAUUCAAGAACUCGUGAAGGCUCGUACAGGCAAGAGAGCUCACGAGGACUCCGACGAAGAUGACAGGCCACGAAAGCGACGAGCUGAUCAUGACCUCAAGUACAACAACAUCAAAGAGCUGAAAAUAGGCGCUACACUCAAGGCCUGGAGUGACUGGAGAAUCGAGAUCCAGCGAGCUUUCGACGCGUCUCCGUACAAGUACGACAACGACUGCACCAAAGUCAUUAAAGCACUAAGUCACCUCGAUGAAGACUCGAAGACACUAUGGAAUAAUCGCGUACGUACGAACCCUGAUGAUGAGUACGAUUGGGAAGCCUUUAUUACUUGGCUUAAUGAUACGAUUCGGGAUCAAGGCAACGACGAGGUCACGACGCAGAUCGAAUGGUUCAAAGCUAGACAGAGAUUCGAUCAGACACUAUGGGCAUUCGAUGUCUACUUGACAAGUCUCGAACACGAGAUGGAGCCCAAGGGCGAACGUACGAGGGCCAUGGAAUUCUUUAGCCGACUAAGGCCCAGCCUUCGUCGAGCUAUUCGACUUAGUGGAAUCAACCCCCUCCCACAAACUCGACAGGCAAUGUUAUCCCUCGCCACGCGUAUGUGGGAAGAAAUUAAGCAUGAUGAAAAGGACCCGAGAAAAGAGAAGCUCGGGAAUGAGAACAAGAUAUCGUCGAAGGCUAAUAGUUCGACCUCGACGACGCAAUCUAGUUCAUCGAAAAACACAAAUCACUCUUCGAAUACGAAAAAUAAGACCGAGAAGAAGGCCGAGAAUAAAUCAUGGAGGUCGAAGGGCCCGAAGGAAUUCGCCUCCGGACAGAAUGACAAAGGAGAGAGAAUCUGCUUCAUCUGUGGAAGCAUCGAGCAUAUUGCUAGCUAUCAUCGGGGGAGGAUAGCCAUUAUCCUCGAAAGGACGAUAAGGGAGACGUCGAGCAAAAAAAGAAGCCAGGCGUUCACGUCGUCAAAGCGACCGAGGGUCGAAAGAAGGUCAAGAACGACUAGCCAAGAAGGCUUGGGACUUAACAGACUCGUCAGAUUCGGAAAACGAGUAAGGCUCCCUUUUAGCCCUGAAGAAGAGCCUCGAAUGCGUACAGGAGAUUACCUACGCACAAUGGGCAAACUGAACGUUCGAGAUCGCGACCCCGAGGACGUUGAGAUCGCACUAGAUACGUGCGCAGAAAUCGACACGGUAGGUGUCGAAUUUGUAAAACAACGGGACCCAAAGCCUUAUAUCAAGGAGUACCCAAAACUAUGGUAG